CGCCGGGCCGCCACCGGAGCAGCGCGGCGCACACGGACCGACGGACGGACAGUCGUGCCGGCCCCUCCCAACCUCCCGCCCGCCCGUCCAGGGCGCCACUCGCGGCCGCGGGCCCGGGAGCGAUGACAUCGACGGGGAAGGAAGGCGGCGGCGGCGGGGCACAGCACGCGCAGUAUGUGGGGCCCUAUCGGCUGGAGAAGACGCUGGGCAAGGGGCAGACAGGCCUGGUGAAGCUAGGAGUUCACUGUGUCACGUGCCAAAAGGUCGCCAUCAAAAUUGUCAACCGUGAGAAGCUCAGCGAGUCUGUACUGAUGAAGGUGGAGCGGGAGAUAGCCAUCCUCAAGCUCAUAGAGCACCCGCAUGUCCUCAAGCUGCACGACGUUUAUGAAAAUAAAAAAUAUUUGUACCUGGUGCUAGAACACGUGUCUGGUGGGGAGCUGUUUGACUACCUUGUGAAAAAGGGGAGGCUGACCCCCAAAGAGGCUCGCAAGUUCUUCCGACAGAUCAUCUCAGCGCUGGAUUUCUGUCAUAGUCACUCCAUAUGCCACAGGGAUCUGAAACCAGAAAACCUUCUUUUGGACGAGAAGAAUAACAUCCGCAUCGCCGACUUCGGCAUGGCGUCGCUGCAGGUUGGCGACAGCCUGCUGGAGACAAGCUGCGGAUCCCCCCAUUACGCCUGCCCCGAGGUGAUCCGGGGUGAGAAAUACGACGGCCGGAAGGCGGACGUGUGGAGCUGUGGCGUGAUCCUGUUCGCCUUGUUGGUGGGGGCGCUGCCCUUUGACGACGACAACCUACGGCAGCUGCUGGAGAAAGUCAAGCGUGGCGUCUUCCACAUGCCCCACUUCAUCCCGCCGGACUGCCAGAGUCUGCUCCGCGGCAUGAUCGAGGUGGACGCAGCGCGGCGCCUUACGCUAGAGCACAUUCAGAAACACAUAUGGUAUAUAGGGGGCAAGAAUGAACCUGAACCAGAGCAGCCGGUCCCUCGCAAGGUGCAGAUCCGCUCUCUGCCUAGCCUCGAGGACCUGGACCCUGAUGUGCUGGACAGCAUGCACUCGCUGGGCUGCUUCCGAGACCGUAACAAGCUGCUGCAGGACCUCUUGUCUGAGGAGGAGAACCAGGAGAAAAUGAUCUACUUCCUCCUCCUUGACCGGAAGGAGCGGUAUCCGAGCCAUGAGGAUGAGGACCUGCCCCCCAGGAAUGAAAUAGAUCCCCCCCGGAAGCGUGUGGACUCCCCCAUGCUGAACCGGCAUGGCAAGCGACGGCCAGAACGCAAGUCCAUGGAAGUGCUCAGCGUGACAGACGGUGGCUCCCCGGUGCCUGCUAGGAGAGCUAUCGAGAUGGCCCAGCAUGGCCAGAGGUCUCGGUCCAUCAGUGGCGCGUCCUCGGGCCUCUCCACAAGUCCACUCAGCAGUCCCCGGGUGACCCCUCACCCCUCUCCGAGGGGCAGUCCCCUCCCAACCCCCAAGGGGACGCCAGUCCACACGCCAAAGGAGAGCCCGGCGGGCACGCCCACCCCCACGCCGCCUUCCAGCCCCAGCGUCGGGGGCGUGCCCUGGAGAACGCGACUCAACUCCAUUAAGAACAGCUUCCUGGGCUCCCCACGCUUCCACCGCCGGAAACUACAAGUCCCGACGCCAGAGGAGAUGUCCAACCUGACCCCAGAGUCGUCCCCAGAGCUGGCCAAGAAGUCAUGGUUUGGGAACUUCAUCAACCUGGAGAAAGAAGAGCAGAUCUUCGUGGUCAUCAAGGACAAACCAUUGAGUUCCAUCAAGGCCGACAUUGUGCACGCCUUCCUCUCGAUCCCCAGCCUCAGCCACAGCGUCAUCUCCCAGACGAGCUUCCGGGCGGAAUACAAGUCGACCGGGGGUCCAGCUGUGUUCCAGAAGCCCGUCAAGUUCCAGGUGGACGUCACCUACACCGAGGGCGGGGAGGCGCAGAAGGAGAACGGCAUCUAUUCUGUUACCUUCACACUCUUGUCAGGCCCCAGUCGGCGCUUCAAGAGAGUGGUGGAGACCAUCCAGGCCCAGCUGCUAAGCACACACGACCAACCGUCUGUCCAGCAACUGUCAGACAACACUCAUUGUAUGGAAAUGCUGACGGGGAGGCUUUCCAAGUGUGGCAGCCCAUUGGGUAACUUCUUUGACGUAAUUAAACAACUUUUUUCAGACGAGGAGAACGGGCAGGCGGCCCAGGCCCCCAGCACGCCCGCCAAGCACGGUGCCCCUGGCCCGCUCGGCGACUCGGCGGCCGCUGGCCCCGGCCCCACAGGAGACGCCGAGCACCCGACGGGCAAGGACGCGGCCAGGACGGGGCUACCUGCCGCCCGCCUCGAGCAACCCUAG
Messenger RNA from Chrysochloris asiatica (Cape golden mole), 2342 nucleotides. RefSeq names its product BR serine/threonine kinase 2 (gene BRSK2). Gene Ontology annotation, molecular function: ATP binding; tau-protein kinase activity; protein serine/threonine kinase activity. Gene Ontology annotation, biological process: intracellular signal transduction; microtubule cytoskeleton organization; protein phosphorylation. The transcript has 20 exons. NCBI's taxonomy places the organism in Eukaryota, Metazoa, Chordata, Mammalia, Afrosoricida, Chrysochloridae. The coding region runs from base 123 to 2342 and encodes 739 amino acids. Gene Ontology annotation, cellular component: cytoplasm. The record is from RefSeq and is a predicted model, not a curated record.